UGUUUCUUAUACAUUGAAAAGCACUCAUCUUGGUGCAAACGAACCAAAAAUAUAGGUACAGACAGUGUUUUCUGUUACCGACACUCUCUUCAUUUGAUACGGGCGGUGAAAAUGCAACUGCCAUUGAGGGUAAUUGACGGAGCGAAAACUCUCCUUUCGUGCAUGCCAUUGUCUCUGAAUUAAUGAAGAAACUGCUAUAUAUGAAGGAGCUAAAUCAGGGAUGAAAUAUCGAGGAGGAAUAAUGUCAUAGACUCAUGUUAUUAAUCACUAGUUUCAAGGGGCAGUGCCGGCAGGUCUAGAGAUGCUCGAGAUUCAAAAGGCUUUGUGACUAUAGGUAGUACUACAUGGUGAUUUGUAUAUGGGGAGACAAAGGUGCCAUUUUUACUUUGUGUUGAUUACAAAGGAAGAAAUAUGGAAUUAAACUAGUGGGGACAAAGACAUGGUAGUUGGAAAAAAAGGUGACAGAGAAGAGAGAGGGAAGAGAGGCGGUAAAGUCCGUGUUUGGGAACUUGAACCAUGUAGCAAGUAGCAUCCACACCAGCUUGAUAUGAUAUGGAAUUUCUCAAACUCCACUCUAUUUAACUCUUUAUGCAGCAAAGCUUUCACUGGCUUAUAGGAUUUCUUUGUUUGCAUCUCUUCAAGUCCAAAUUCAAUACCAUCAUCAAUCGCCUGCCAUCUGCAUUUUGCUGUUUCUGAAAGCUGCAGUUUUGCAAUAUUAUUUCACCAAAUGAAGAUAUUCAGCUGGGUGCAAAACAAGCUCACUAGCAAGAAAUCCAACUCGAUUCCAGCUAAUUAUCAUAUCCAACAGCCUUGCAAAGAAGAGUUCAGCGACUGGCCUCAUGGACUGCUAACAAUUGGAACGUUUGGAAAUAAGAUAAAGCAAGAACCAGAUCAGAAGGCAAAUCUUCAAGAAAAUUUCCCUUCGGCACAAGAUCAUCUACAUGGUCUGACGCCUGAAGAAGUCGGAAAGCUUCAAAAAGAGUUAAACUUAAUAUUUCAGGAACAUGUUGGAGUUGGACCGACAUCAGAUAACCUGGAAGCUCCUAAUCUUCCAUUUGAAAAAUUUCUCGACACCAACUCAAGCACGGAAGCUGAAGAAAGGAAUUGCAGCGCAUGCUCCCAUGAUUCAAACAAGAAAAACGACCACAUUCAAUGUAGCACCAGUUUAGUUCACAGUAGAGGGAAAGAUAUCUGUUUUGAUAAUUCUAAAGGCGCCAUUGGCAAAAAAUCAUUGUCAUUUCUUCUCAAGAAGAUGUUUGUUUGCAGAAGUGGAUUUUCACCUGCCCCAAGUUUAAGGGAUCCAAACCUGGAAUCACGAAUGGAGAAGUUGUUGAGGACUAUACUUCACAAGAAAAUAUAUCCACAAAGUUCUAGUCCGAAAUUGUCUACCAAUAAAUCCCUGGAGAGCAGCUAUACCCCCAAGACUGCCAAUGGGGAUGAAAAGGUUGAAAAAGCAGAUGAUGGAAGUAAAUGGGUAAAAACAGACUCCGAAUAUAUUGUUUUGGAAAUAUGAAGUACCUUAUCUUGCUUGGAUGACCGGCUAUGAAGA
Theobroma cacao (cacao) is the source of this 1549-nucleotide messenger RNA. Its product is annotated as protein NEGATIVE GRAVITROPIC RESPONSE OF ROOTS. NCBI's taxonomy places the organism in Eukaryota, Viridiplantae, Streptophyta, Magnoliopsida, Malvales, Malvaceae. The record is from RefSeq and is a predicted model, not a curated record. Gene Ontology annotation, biological process: gravitropism; regulation of growth.